Messenger RNA from Chelmon rostratus (copperband butterflyfish), 3425 nucleotides. It is a transcript of the gene snx11, whose product is annotated as sorting nexin 11. Bases 181 to 1998 code for a protein of 605 amino acids. NCBI's taxonomy places the organism in Eukaryota, Metazoa, Chordata, Actinopteri, Chaetodontiformes, Chaetodontidae. The record is from RefSeq and is a predicted model, not a curated record. Gene Ontology annotation, molecular function: phosphatidylinositol binding. The transcript is spliced from 7 exons. Gene Ontology annotation, biological process: intracellular protein transport.
GCGAUGCUUGUGACUUGCGAAAUGGAGAUAGGAUGUUUUCGGAAAAACAACCCUCUGUGUUUGAGGAUUUUGUACUUAAUUACAACGGAAACAUCGACAAAGAGGACAACAUCGACAGCAGCCGGCUGGAUACAACCACAGUGACCGACAUACGCCUCAUGAAAUGCAGCGCUCGGUAGGAUGAUCAGCAGUCAAGAAGAUGAGUUUGUGGCAGUGCGGGUCCAAGAUCCCCGCGUUCAGAACGAAGGCUCGUGGAACUCAUAUGUGGAUUAUAAGAUAUUCCUACAUACCAACAGCAAAGCCUUCACGGCCAAGACGUCCUGCGUGCGGCGGCGCUACAGCGAGUUUGCCUGGCUCAAGAAGAAGCUUCAGAAGAAUGCUGGUUUGGUGCCUGUUCCAGACCUUCCUGGAAAGUCCUUCUUCUCCUUCAGCAACGAGGACUUCCUGGAGGGGAGGAGGAAAGGACUCCAGGUCUUCUUGGACAAAGUGGUGCACAUGACCGUGUGCCUGUCAGACAGCCAGCUCCACCUCUUCCUGCAGACCCAGCUGCCGGUCGGUCACAUCCAGGACUGCGUUCAGGGCCACACGCCAUACUCUGUGACGGACGCCAUCCUCACCUACGCCUCGUCCAAUCGGGGCUUCGCUCAGGCUCAGGAGGACGAUUCCAUCAAGGAACCAAGUCUGACGGUUUCAUACGAGUCCACGGAGAGCCCAGCUCCUCAUCAGCCUUCCACACAAACUAAGGAGACCUUCAGCCCUGAGCUUGUGUCCUGCACUGACUCUGACCCUCUGGAAGGGGUUCUGCAGCACAAGGAGAACUCCUCAAUAAGAGUCCUCCAGAAGAACAACCACCUGGAAGCCGUCGUUGAAGACCGCGCCCCGACGGAGGCGAGCUUUUUUCUGGGUGACGGCCGGGGCGACCCCGACGGUCCGAGCCUCGCGGCGCAGAGCCGGCCGAGCAGCUGUCAGAUACAGACACCGGUGGAGGUGCACUCGCCCAUGGAGACCGGCUGUGAGGUGAACUGCGGGGUGAAGGAGGUGUGUUCAGGAAGAGAGGAGAGCGUUACGACAUCAGAUACAGAAGAAAAGACUGUCGCUCACCCGGACACAGAGACGGUGAAUCAACCGGAACGUUCUGAGGAGGCAAAUACAGAAAACUGCUUUGAGACAGAAAGAUGUGGGAACUCUGUGUCAACUUUAGAUUUGAAGGACAGCGAGGCUGAAUCUCAGGAGGACGUUCUGAGAGACGUCUGUUCUGAGAAGCAGGCUUCAGAAAAUCGUGUCCUCUCUGAGGUUAAUGGUCUUGAGCACGAUGGCGCCGCCGAGGGUGACGCUGCUGAUGUCAGCUGUCUGGAGGAGGUGAAGAACGAAGGAAGUCCUGAAUCGGAGACGCACCUUGAGUCAGAAAUCCAGGAAGAGACUCACGACGUGCACAGCGUCUCACAGGUGGAGAGCGCUGGCAACGACCCCGUUCAACAGCAAGACGAGAGCGACGAGGACAGCCGCUCGCUGCCGUCCUCCAACGGGAGCAUCGUCAAGGUCAGCGACGAAGAAAGCAUUUGUGACGAGAACGAGGACUCGGUCCACGCUCACAACGGCUACAUGAAGACGUCUCCUGAGGACGUGGCUCUCUGGUCAGAAGCAGAGGCCUCCAGUAGAAACAUUUUAGACCUGCACAUGAACGGCUGUUCUGUGGAAGAGGACGUUUCCACCCAGGAGGACGAGAAGCUACGAUACCUGAGUGAAGUCAGCGAGCUGAGUAAAUCUCUGGACCUUCACUCCAUGGUAACUGGUGGAGAUUUGACUGAAAACAGUGAUUUCAGCAUCUUAGAGAGCAGCUGCUCGCCUGGACUAGCUGAUAGUAAAUGCACAGAGCAGGAAACUCUGUCCUCGCUGUCUGUGGACACCUCAGAGGAGACUCACGAGGUGGAGGCGCAUCAAACAGCCGAAUGGCUCCUAAACUCCAUGAAACCACAUGUAGUCGAGCCAGAGCAAUGAAUCAUGGGAGCUGCAACACAUUUGAUGACAGCACAGAGACAAGCUACACACACAAAUAUCUGCUCGGUGUCUUCUCAACGUGAACGAUCCGGUCUGUCAGCCCCGGACAGAGGCUUCAGCACCACAGCUCCAGACACAGUCAUUUAAACUUUGUGCUGUCACAUGUUGUAGGUCUAACUAAAAAAAAACCUGUAUAUUUAAUUUGACACACAUCACAUUCAUUUACACUCAGGUGCAUUAAAUACUGGCAGUUUCUCACCUGUAGCUGGCUCCUCUGCUGUGGAUGAUGAUUGGCUCUUAGAGACCAGCAGAGGGCGCUCAAGCUCACUAAAGGAAACCUGCCUCAUGGUUCAGGUCUGAACAGCUGAAGGUUUCAUUGUUGUGUAGACAGAUAAAUUCACAUUCAGAUUUACAGCCUCAAUUAAUGUGAAACCCAUGAAAAUCACUGCAGUAAGUGAGUCGACAUCUGCGUCCACCUGAAUCCUGAGCGUGCUCGUUAAAUAGUGAUAGAAGCUGUGUCUGCAGAUCAGAGAUCAGCAUUAAACCACUUCUUAACGUUUGGUGUGUGAGUUCACCUCGUAGCACACGCUGCUCUGAACAAGGCGGCAGUGCUGAUCUGUGUUAUUAUCAUGACGGAUCAGAGGGAACGAACCGACGUGUUAGUCCAACAAAGCACAAACGAGUGUUUGUCAUGUUGAAGACAUUUGAUGCCCCCCAGUGAAUGAUCGAUAAGAACAAACAGAAGCAGUGAAUAACAUUAAAAACAGUUUUCACACUGGAACUGCUGGCACCUUUUCAGGCUUGUGAUCGUUUUGUGCGUUCUUGUAUUUUCUGGAACAUGUUCUGCUCUUUAAAUGGAUUUUAUUUCGUAAUUAAAACUCGUUAAAGAGGAAACGAUGGCGGCACCAUGUUUUCUAAACACUGAGCUUCAUCCUCGUCAGUCGAGGUGUCACAUCUGCUCGGCUGUUUAUUUCCUGUCGGCUGGAUUCUUUUUGUCAGACAUCAGCGUCUUUUCUAACUCACUGCAGUCGGUUCAGGUGAGCGCAGGUUGGACCUUGACGUUGUUUUCUCUUGCUGUUGCAGCCGCUGCUUGUGUUGUUUUAUAAAAGGGACCCAGAGUUUUUUGUGCACAGAAAUGAGCCUCGUCACAGACGUGGGAUCUAGCAGGUGGACUCUGGAGUGCUGGGUUUUGCUUUCUCUUAACACUGUAAAUUAGAUUUAUUUUAAAUUUUUUUGCAGAGUUGAAUUGCUUUUAAAAAAAAGUUUGUUUUAUUACUUUUUUAAAAUAAUGUUCAGAAGCAAAGGUCUCCUUUCGUUUCUGUGGAGACUUUCUAACAUGGAUCUUCAUGGACAACCUGAGUGACGAUGUCCAUGUAAAGACACAGACUAUGAUCUAGUUUUAUUUCAAAUAAAUAGUUUUUCUUCUU